AUGGGCCCCGGCCCCAGCCGCGCCGCCGGCGUCCUGCGCCCGUUGCUCGGCAUGCUCGCCUUGAUGGUGGCCGCAAGCAACCGCGCCGCCUCCGCCUUCAACCUGGACACCCGAUUCCUGGUGGUGAAGGAGGCCGGGAACCCGGGCAGCCUCUUCGGUUACUCGGUCGCCCUCCAUCGGCAGACAGAGCGACAGCAGCGCUACCUGCUCCUGGCUGGUGCCCCCCGGGACCUCGCUGUGCCUGAUGGCCAUACCAACCGGACUGGUGCUGUGUACCUGUGCCCACUCACUGCCCGCAAGAAUGACUGUGAGCGGGUGGACAUCAAGGAGAAAAGUAACCCUAACCACAUCAUUGAGGAUAUGUGGCUUGGCGUGACUGUGGCCAGCCAGGGCCCUGCGGGCAGAGUCCUGGUCUGUGCCCACCGCUACACCCAGGUGCUGUGGUCGGGGUCAGAGGACCAGCGGCGCAUGGUGGGCAAGUGCUAUGUGAGAGGCAAUGACCUGGAGCUGGACGCCAGGGAUGACUGGCAGACCUACCACAACGAGAUGUGCAACAGCAACACUGACUACCUGGAGACGGGCAUGUGCCAGCUGGGCACCAGCGGCGGCUUCACCCAAAACACCGUGUACUUUGGCGCUCCUGGUGCCUACAACUGGAAAGGAAACAGCUACAUGAUUCAGCGGAAGGACUGGGAUUUGUCUGAAUAUAGUUACAAGGACCCAGAGGACCAAGGAAACCUCUACAUUGGCUACACGAUGCAGGUGGGCAGUGCCAUCCUGCACCCCACAAACAUCACCAUUGUGACAGGUGCCCCGCGGCACCAACAUGUGGGCGCUGUCUUUUUGCUGAGCCAGGAAGCAGGUGGAGACUUGCGGCGGAGGCAGGUGCUGGAGGGCACGCAGGUGGGAGCCUAUUUUGGCAGUGCCAUUGCCCUGGCAGACCUGAACAAUGAUGGGUGGCAGGACCUCCUGGUGGGUGCCCCCUACUACUUUGAGCGGAAAGAGGAAGUAGGGGGUGCGAUUUAUAUCUUCAUGAACCAGGCAGGCACCUCCUUCCCAGACCGCCCCUCCCUCCUUCUUCACGGCCCCAGUCGCUCCGCCUUCGGCUUCUCUGUGGCAAGCAUUGGCGACAUCAACCAAGACGGAUUCCAGGACAUUGCUGUGGGAGCUCCCUUCGAGGGCUCGGGCAAAGUGUACAUCUACCACGGCAGCUCCAGGGGGCUCCUCAGACAGCCCCAGCAGGUAAUCCAUGGAGAGCAGCUGGGACUGCCUGGCUUAGCCACGUUUGGCUACUCCCUGAGUGGGCAGAUGGAUGUAGAUGAGAACUUCUACCCAGACCUGCUGGUGGGGAGCCUGUCAGACCGCAUCGUGCUGCUGAGGGCCCGGCCUGUCAUCAACAUUCUCCACAAGACCUUGGUAGCCAGGCCAUCCAUACUGGACCCUGCGUUCUGCACAGCCACCUCCUGUGUGCAGGUGGAGCUGUGCUUUGCUUACAACCAGAGUGCAGGGAACCCCAACUACAGGCAGAACAUCACCCUGGCCUACACACUGGAGGCUGACCGGGACCGCCGCCCACCUCGACUCCACUUUGCACACAGCCAGUCAGCUGUCUUCCACGGCUUCUUCUCCAUGCCUGAGAUGCGCUGCCAGACGCUGGAGCUGCUCCUGAUGGACAACGUCCGCGACAAACUCCGACCCAUCACCAUCUCCAUGAACUACUCUUUACCUUUGCGGUUGCCUGAUCGCCCCCAACUGGGGCUUGGGUCGCUAGAUGCCUACCCGGUCCUCAACCAAGCGCAGGCUCUGGAGAACCACACGGAGGUACAGUUCCAGAAGGAAUGCGGGCAGGACAACAGGUGCGACAGCAAUUUACAGAUGCGGGCGGCCUUCGUGUCUGAGCUGGGGCAGCGGCUGAGCAGGCUCCAGUAUGGGAGAGACCUCCGAAAACUGCUCCUGAGCAUCAACGUGACCAACACCCCAAGCCGGAAGCGGGCUGGGGAAGAUGCCCACGAGGCGCUCCUCACCCUGGAAGUGCCUCCCACCCUGCUGCUGUCCUCAGUGCGCCCCCCUGGAGCCUGCCAAGCCAAUGAGACCAUCGUUUGUGAGCUGGGGAACCCCUUUAAACGGAACCAGAGGAUGGAGCUACUCAUUGCUUUUGAGGUCAUCGGAGUGACCCUACACACAAGGGAACUCCAGGCGCAGCUGCAGCUCUCCACGUCAAGUCACCAGGAUGACCUAUGGCCCAUGACCCUGCCUCUGCUGGUGGACUACACACUCCAGGCCUCACUCAGCAUGGUGAAUCACCGGCUACAGAGCUUCUUUGGGGGGACAGUGAUGGGUGAGUCUGGCAUGAAAACUGUGGAAGAUGUGGGAAGCCCUCUCAAGUACGAGUUCCAGGUGGGCCCAAUGGGUGAAGGGCUGGCAGCCCUGGGGACCCUGGUCCUGGGGCUGGAGUGGCCCUAUGAAGUCAGCAAUGGCAAGUGGCUGCUGUACCCCACGGAGAUCACUGUCCGUGGCAAUGGAUCCUGGCACUGCCGGCCACCUGGAGACCUUAUCAACCCUCUCAACCUCACUCUCUCUGUUCCUGGGGACAGGCCGCCAGCUCCACAGCGCAGGCGGCGACAACUGGACCCAGGAGGCCAAGGCCCCCCACCUGUCACUCUGGCUGCUGCCAAAAAGGCCAAGUCUGAGAUCCAAUUGAGCUGUGGCAGUGACCACACCCACUGUGUGUGGCUGGAGUGCCCCAUCCCUGAUGCCCCUGUCAUCACCAACGUGACCAUCCAGGCACGAGUGUGGAACAGCACCUUCAUCGAGGAUUACAGAGACUUUGACCGAGUCAGGGUAGCCAGCUGGGCCACCCUGUUCCUCCGAACCAGCGUCCCCACCAUCAACAUGGAGAAUAAGACAGUGCGGUUUUCCGUGGACAUUGACUCUGACCUGGUGGAGGAGCUGCCGGCUGAGAUCGAGCUGUGGCUGGUGCUUGUGGCUGUGAGUGCCGGGCUGCUGCUGCUGGGGCUGAUCAUCCUCUUGCUGUGGAAGUGCGGCUUCUUCAAGCGAGCCCGCACUCGCGCCCUGUAUGAAGCUAAGAGGCAGAAGGCGGAGAUGAAGAGCCAGCCGUCAGAGACAGAGAGGCUGACGGAAGACUACUGAGGGGGGCAGCCCCCACCCCGGCCCAGCUGGUGUGAUUUCUUUAAGCGGACCCGCUAUUACCGGAUCAUGCCCAAGUACCACGCGGUGAGGAUCCGGGAGGAGGAGCGCUACCCACCUCCAGGGAGCACCCUGCCCACCAAGAAGCACUGGGUGACCAGCUGGCAGACUCGGGGCCAAUACUACUGACAUCCUCCCUGAUCGCACCCUGCUCC
Molecule: messenger RNA, 3362 nt
Organism: Budorcas taxicolor (takin)
Lineage: Eukaryota; Metazoa; Chordata; Mammalia; Artiodactyla; Bovidae
Gene: ITGA3
Product: integrin subunit alpha 3
Exons: 26
Coding region: 1-3150 (1049 amino acids)
Biological process (GO): leukocyte migration; cell-matrix adhesion; cell-cell adhesion
Cellular component (GO): integrin complex; external side of plasma membrane
Molecular function (GO): integrin binding
Source: RefSeq, a predicted model, not a curated record